Messenger RNA from Poecilia reticulata (guppy), 6641 nucleotides. Lineage: Eukaryota; Metazoa; Chordata; Actinopteri; Cyprinodontiformes; Poeciliidae. The record is from RefSeq and is a predicted model, not a curated record.
GAGAAUUAAACAGCGAUGGAAACUAAGCUGAUUUCCAGCGAUGCAGAUGGGGCCAUUCACAGGGCGGGACGCUUCAGGGUGGAGAACGGCUCAUUAGAUGAGGCUUCAGACUACACUCCAGGAACAUGGAGGAGAACGGACGUCCAUCUGGAAAAUCCAGAGUACCACACCAGAUGGUACUUUAAGUACUUCUUGGGAAAAGUCCACCAGAACUACGUGGGCACAGAUGCCGAGAAAAACCCUUUCUACCUGUCGGUCGUCCUCUCGGACCAGAACAACCAGCGGGUCCCUCAGUACCGGGCCAUUCUCUGGAGGAAAACGGGAACUUUGAAGAUCAGCCUCCCUUACAGUCCGACUAAAACACUAUCAGUCAAGUCCAUCUUAAGUGCAAUGAACAUGGACAGGUUUGAGAAAGGCCCCAGGGAGAUCCUCAACCCAGAGAUUCAGAAGGACCUGCUGGUGUUGGAGGAACAGGAGGGUUCAGUCAAUUUUAAAUUUGGUGUGCUGUUUGCCAGAGACGGACAGCUCACAGACGACGAGAUGUUUAGCAACGAGACGGGGAGCGAGAACUUCGACAAGUUCCUCAAUUUGCUGGGUGAUACCGUCACGCUGCAGGGAUGGGCAGGCUAUCGAGGAGGGCUCGACACCAAGAACGACACUACAGGACUUCAGUCCAUCUACACGGUGUAUCAAGGCCACGAGCUCAUGUUCCACGUCUCCACCAUGUUGCCCUACUCCAAGGAGAACAAGCAGCAGGUGGAGAGGAAGAGGCACAUCGGAAACGACAUCGUCACCAUCGUAUUUCAGGAAGGGGACGACGCGUCGUCGUCCUUCAAACCAUCUAUGAUCCGAUCACACUUCACCCAUAUUUUUGCUUUAGUCAGGUAUAAUAGCCAGAAUGACAGUUACAGGUUGAAGAUUUUCUCGGAGGAGAGCGUUCCACUGUUUGGACCCCCUCUCCCAUCUCCGCCUGUAUUUACUGACCACCACGAAUUCAGGGACUUUUUAUUAGUCAAAUUAAUCAAUGGAGAGAAAGCCACACUGGAGACGCCAACAUUUGCCCAGAAACGCCAGCGGACCCUCGACAUGCUGAUCCGCUCGCUCUACCAAGACCUCAUGCCUGACCUGCACAAGGUUCCCUUUUCUCCCCAGAACAUGUUGAACCGGAGGUCGUUCAGCGACGUGCUGCCCGAGUCUCCGAAGUCGGCGCGUAAGAAGGAGGAGGCCCGGCAGGCCGAGUUUGUCAGGAUAGGGCAGGCUCUGAAGCUGAAGACCAUCGUGAGAGGAGACGCGCCGACGAGCCUUGUUACCACAGGCCUGUGCAGAAAAGAGCCAUGGGAAUCUCAGUCCUUCUGCAGCACGUUCCCGUAUGAGAUCAUCUGCGCCGACUCGUGGGGUCAGUCUCUGCUGGUGGCCACCGACACGGCGGGGGUCUUGAUGCUGGAUGGCCCCGACCCGCCGCUGCCCGGUGCUGAGACGCCGACGCUUCCCCCGGUGCAGGUGUUUGACAAAACCAUGGCAGUGAAGCAGAUGCACAUUCUGGAGCCUCAGGACCUUCUGAUUACCCGGGCAGACAAAGGAAAGGACGCUCGGCUGUACGUGUUCAGACUCAGCGGCAUCAAGAGAGGCCUGGAGGAGCGACAGCUGGUCAGGAGCAAGUGUGACUGCAGGGAGAACAAACUGGAGAAAACUAAAGGUUGUCAUUUGUACUCUAUCAACACCCACCACGGCUCCGAGCUGAGAAUAGUAGCAGCCAUCAGAACCAAACUCCUCCUAAUUACCAGGAAGCAUCCGCGGUUCAGCGCCGUCGCCACGGGAGCAGACUCCCCGGUGGAGGAGUUUCAGUACAUACGGGAAAUCUGUCUGUGUGACCCGCCUGUGGUGAUGGCGCUGGUAGACGGCCCGACCGGGGAGAACGACAACAUGAUAUGCGUGGCUUACAAACACCAGUUCGACCUGAUCAAUGAGAGCACCGGGGAUGCCUAUCGACUUCAUCACGUCGACGCCAACAGGGUAAACUUUGUAGCAGCCAUUGAUGUGUAUGAAGACGGCGAGGCAGGCCUCCUCUUGUGUUACAACUAUAUUUGUUACUAUAAGAAAGUUUGCCCCUUUAAUGGCUCCACACCAAUGAUCCAGUCCAACACCUCCGAUUUCCACUUCAGCUGGAACCAGAUGCCCAACGCUAUCGUUUGCGCUUUUCCCUACAUCCUCGCCUUCACAACGGAUUCCAUUGAGAUCCGACUGGUGGUCAAUGGAAACCUUGUGUACACAGCAGUGGUCCCGGAGCUGCAGCUGGCUGCCUCGAGGUCGGACAUCUAUUUUGUCUCGUCGGCGCCGGUGAGCUCAGCCUCCAACUGCAGUUCCAGAGACACCAGCUCUCAGAGCUCCCCCCAGACGCCCACAGGCUACGAGAUGCCCGUAUUUCCUUCACCGCUCGGAGAUGAUUCAAUACGGAUCCCCUAUGGUACCAAGCUUUCCCUGUACUUGUCUAAGGACGCUGAAGGUGAAGCGACAUUUAAGCACAUCUUCAAGAUUCCUCUGUGCAACCUGGUGGGCCGCAGCAUCGAAAGGCCCCUGAAGUCCCCUCUGGUCAACAAAGUGAUGACCGCCCCCGCCGUGAUGGUGCCCACUCCUCUUAUCUCCGCCACACACUCACUGUCCCUGUCCCGCAUGGAGAUCAAGGAGAUAGCCAGCCGCACGCGGAAGGAGCUGCUGGGCCUGACCGAGGAGCCGAGCGGGAAGUCGGACAGCGGGUCAGUCAAACAGAGGAAGAUGAGCAAAAAGAACACUGACGAGGAUCCCAAAGCUCGAGCGCUGACGUCAACAAACAGUGACAGCAGGUUAGCCUCAGACUCAGUGGACGCGGAGCUGGACGUCCAGCUGCACUGCUCGUCCGCCUUGGAGGCCGAUCCGGAGAUGGUGGUGCUGCAGGAGGGCAGUCCGCCUCUCGCCAGCGCGUUUGCCUUCUCCACGUCCUUCGGAGACGAUGUCCUGGACCUAAAGUGAAGACAAUCCUGUUGUGCACUUCUCUCCUCCCAUACCUUUGUGCUGUCACAGUCAUUUUGUUCUUUUUUUUUUUGUUUUUGCCUUUUAAAUUAGUUUCUUGAAAUAUAUCCCUGCCUUCUAGUAUCCUGUGUCUCUCCAUCCAUCCAUCAGGGUAUUGGAGGGAGAAACGAAAACAUGUCUCAGCUCAUGUUUACCGUGCGUCACUGCAUCAGGUGUUUUGUGUGGCCCUGCGGCUGAUGACCCAAAAAAAAAAAAAGAAAAAAAACGCUGUGAGGUUCUGCGAGAUGCCCGGGUGUGUUCCAGCAUCUACAGUAGCUUUGAGAGACGGGCAAACUGAACGUAGAUCCGCAAACAUCUGUGCAUCUGAACGCGGUUCCCUCUAAAGCCGCCGACUCCGUGUUGUACAUUAUUUCAGAUCCGCUUGCAAAUGUUGUAUGACACCGCUCCGCUCUGUAUGUGUACAUCUGUUUAUACACCAAACUGCACACAGUGCCAGGCACACCUGUCUGAUCUGUUUAUACAUAUUUAUAGAUAUAUUAUAUAUAAAAAAAAAAAAUCAAUUUUGCUCCAGCCUUCAGUGAUAUUAUGUUUUGUUUAUUGUUUGUUUGCUUUUUGCUCUCUGCACCGAUCCUCACUCACCACUAAACAGGUAGACAGGGCAGGAGGUAAAAAAUCUCCCUUAAGUGCCAUUUCCCAGCAUCCACCACUGAUCCACUCACAAUAAUCACGGCAUCGUGGCGUCCGACUGUGGCAGCCGUCGCUGCAGUCCACAUCACACGAGUUUGUUUACUGCCGAAGAAAUCCCCGACACUAAGGCCAGCGUGGCUGACGAAGUACACAAACGACAGAAAUGAGACACAUCUGUUGUGUGCUGCAUGGUUGAUUAAAAUUUGAGUAAAGCUUUAGUAGGAAAUGAAAUAAUUCAAGUAGGUUUAAAUUAUAAGGCAAGACUUUUUUUUUCUUUUUUUUUUUUACUAAUUUUAACCAUCAUAUGUUUCUCUCUGUAACAUUAUCCAGAAGCUUUUCUGGACUUUUCAGAAAAGGGUCCAAUAUGCACGCUUUCUCUACUUGUUUUCGUUUGCCCUUAUAGAGAUAAUCCACCUAAUACGAAACAUUAAACAACCCUAAAUGAGAGACAUUUGCGAAAUACCUUCAUCCUCACAUUUGUCCCUUCUUUCCAACUCUCCACCUCUGCUUCUUGAAUUCCGACCUCCCCGAGAGACGGAUUCACAGGACCUUGCAAAAGUAUUCCUACCCAUUAAACUUUUUAAAAGUUAGAAUCACAAAAUUCUAUUUAUUUUAUUGGGAGUUUUAAGUAGCAGACCAAUACAAAAUAGCUUAUUGUUAGGAAAUACAAAGAAAGUUAUGCGUAGUGAUCGAAAUGGUGAGCAAAUGAAAAUUGGAAAUGCGUCCAUGUUGGAACGUGUGUCUAUCGAUUCGGUUCAUUUAUGUUACACCGGAUGACAACAGAUGUCUCAAAGCACCUCGACCACACAGAUCAAAUUCAAAUGCAUUCAAGUCUGUCCUAGUAAUUACAGCAAAGCUUAGUUUAAUAUCCCAUUUAGUAAACUUAGUUUUCUAAUGUAACUCAGCUGACUGCAUCGAGUCACUGACUCUGCAGUAAUUUCGUCUCCAGAACAAGCGUCUGCUUCGAGUCGCUACCAGAUGACUCCUAAGGCUCAUAUUUUUCUCUAUAGUGUUUAGGAAAAUAGUUUAAACUCAGUCAGCAGUUCUUGUCACGGAUUUUCAGUUGCAUUUAGGCUUUAACUUUGACUAGACCAUUCUAACAAACGAACAUAUCUUGAUCUAAACUGUUGAAGCUUACUCUAGCUGCAUAUUUAAGGUUAUUUUCCUGCUAGACGGUGACGCUCCACUCCAGUCUCUCUUUGCAUUUAGCUUCCCAUCAACUCAGCUUUCCUGUUCCUGCUAAAGAAAGGCAUUUCAACAGUAUGAUGCUGCCACCACCAUAUUUUAAUAUGGUAACGUUGUCUUCAGGGAAAUGCGCAGAGAUAAGUUUUCCAUCUCACCAUAUCCAUUUCCAUGACCAGAGCACAUUUUCCUAUCAUUUUCUUUUCACAGUUAAAUGCUGCCUUGUGAUGGUCUAUCAGUAAAACUUGUUGAAAAAUGUUCUGAAGUUUGUGGUUGUAAUGUGGCAACUUUAGACGGUGUAAGAUUUAAGUUGCAUUCAUUUCACAUUAAAUUCAACUCAGCCGGCUCUUUUGACACGGGCCGCUUUCCAAGCUACACCUCGGCCGCCCUUUGUAUCCAAAUGACCAUUUACAGCGACAUAAGUGCCUGAAAACAUCUGCGAAAAGGCCUGACAGCAGCCAAAGACUGUCAUUCUUGAUCAGACUCGCAUUUAAUCCAUCUGGCGAUGCACACUGAAGAAAGACUCGGUGUCCCUGUUAUCAUGUGGACCUCUUAGAUCAUUAGUAUGGGAACUUUACUGUCCCAUAUGAAAGGAACUGAGGCAAAACCCAAGAUCGAACAGAUUGUGUGUAUAAACACACAACUUUACGUCUGCGGCAUUGUUGCACAUCUAUUGUUAAAAAUACAAUUAAUCUGCAAAUGUGUUUUAUCCUAUCCACAAAACUUAGUGCUGCAAUAUGCAAACACCUCAUUGCGUCAAGCACCAACAGAUAGCUCAAAUAAACUUUCUCCAAUUUCCUCUUCAACCUCACUUUUUUUUUCUUUCUUUAAAAAAAAUAGUAAACAAACUAUAAUUCAUGAGGUUUUAUUGAAAGGCAAGAUCUUCUAAGCUUCUGCCUAUAUUUCACCUGUUUUGAAACUGGCAUGACCAGGUGAAAACCAUCUUUUUCCGUUUUCCUCUGCAGUGGGGUACAGCGUUUCGCCGUGAUGGGAGACGAGGCUGUAUGCAAACUAAUCAACGUCAUAAAAUCGGUUUGUGUCUGACUCCUUAAAACAUGCGCGGCUUGAAAGGCGUGAGGAGCAGCAGAGUAGGACCAAAGUAGAAAGCGUAGAAGAGAUUCACACUAGGAGUUGUAAGGCGGGUAAGAGAGUGCGUCUACAGAUAUAUAUUUCACAAGAAAACAGCUGUAAGAUGUUGCAUGAACCCUUAUCCUCACUCUCUUUCCCUUCAAGCUUUUCCCCUGUUUCUCUGCCUGCCACAGCACGGAUUCCUCCAAAAUGGUUACCAAACUUAAAAGGAGGAGGGGGGGGAAAAAACUACUACUUCAAUUUUUUUUUUAAAUCUCUGAAUUAAAGGUGACUAAGGGAAACACUGCUUCACUAACUCAUAUGGGUCCUGUUUUAUCUCACUUUGCUCAAGUUACACUUCCCCUCUGCUUUUUCACUGCUUUUUCUAUUUUUCUUUUUGUAAUAAAAUCUAUAUUUCCUGUUUAGAUUGUCGCUGAACUUCUCUGUGAUAUCAAAACGAAAGAAAAUGUACAAAAAAAUAAUUUACACCAAGUGUCUUAAAAUAUUGUAUCGCCAUCGUUUUUAAUGCCAAGUACUUGUAAAUGUUUGUGCAUCAAAUGUGGCCUCAAAUGAAACUGAACUAUAUUAUUAUUAUUACUAUUAUUUAAACAGUUAUUUUUAACAAGUGCUGUAGACCACUGCUGUGAAAGUAGUUGAUUCUGUUCAUUGAUAUGUAAUAAAUAUUUAUGGAAUUUCAA